AUGGCAACUUCGAUGAUGGCUUCAAAAAGGCCAUUUCUGACGCUUCCCUUCCUUCUACCUUCCUGGAGCGAGUCUGUCGGUUUAGAAUUGCGGCGGAAUCAGUCUUCAUACAGACGAACGAAACAGCGCCUACGCGUCAAACCAGAUGCAUCGUUCGGCAAUUCCUCAAACAAACUUCAUGAUCGUAUUAUUUACAAUCCUCCGUCAAGCGCGCCUUCUGUAUAUCACACUCCAACGAAAUUUCUUCCUCCGGACGAUGCCCGCCGGACAUUACGCGCUGGUGUUACAACCACGCAACCCGAUGCCAACAAUCUUCCUCCCGUGUUCAAGGGAACAUCGGAAAAGAAAUACCACCUAAAACCAUCUGACAUAGAAGAGAUCCGCCAACUCCGGCUUAGCGAUCCAAUGACAUGGAGCAGAUGGAAGCUAGCGAAGCGAUUCAACUGCUCUCCGCUGUUCAUCGGCAUGGUAUGUGACGCGGGCCCAGAGAAAAAAGAGAUUCAGAAGCAAGUCUUGGAAGCAGUGCAAUCCAGAUGGGGUGUCAAACGACGAAUUGCUAGAGAAGACCGACAACUGCGGAAGGAGACGUGGGGAACAGACGAGUAA
Messenger RNA from Monascus purpureus, 606 nucleotides. NCBI's taxonomy places the organism in Eukaryota, Fungi, Ascomycota, Eurotiomycetes, Eurotiales, Aspergillaceae. The record is from the annotation of a GenBank genome assembly.